This is a messenger RNA of Hibiscus syriacus, 762 nucleotides long. RefSeq names its product calcineurin subunit B-like. The record is from RefSeq and is a predicted model, not a curated record. The coding region runs from base 107 to 634 and encodes 175 amino acids. Gene Ontology annotation, molecular function: calcium ion binding. The transcript has 7 exons. Lineage: Eukaryota; Viridiplantae; Streptophyta; Magnoliopsida; Malvales; Malvaceae.
ACUUUGCACUUCAAGUUAGACCUGUUCACAUAAAUUUGUAUUUUCUUCUUGUUUAUCGCUGUUUCUCUGGAACCAAAGUUUUCAAAGAUUUUAUCAGUGAGACACGAUGGGCAAUUCUUCUUCAAUGCUAACUCAAUAUGAUAUCGAAGAAGUUCAAGAACACAGCCAGAGAUUAUUCUCUCAGCAGGAAAUUGUUUCUUUGUACCAAAGGUUUUGUCAGUUAGAUCGAAAUGCAAAGGGAUUUAUAUCUGCUGAUGAGUUCUUAUCGGUUCCAGAGUUUGCAAUGAAUCCGCUCUCUCAGAGGCUGCUUAAGAUGGUGGAUGGUUUGAACUUUAAGGACUUUGUUGCAUUCUUGUCAGCGUUUACUGCUAAAGCAAGUGUACAACAGAAAAUUAAACUUAUCUUCAAAGUGUAUGAUUCCGACGACAAUGGAAAAGUGUCUUUCAAUGACAUACUAGAAGUGUUACGUGACUUGUCUGGUUCAUUUAUUUCGGAUAAGCAAAGAGAGCAAGUCUUGACCCAGCUUUUGAAAGAAGCAGGUUACUCAAAGGACUCUUACCUAACAUUGGAAGACUUCGUUAAGGUUUUGGGGAGCUCUGGACUAAAAAUGGAGGUUGAAGUUCCGGUUGACUAAGCUAAUUAGAGAGGAGCUUUAACUGCAUGAAUGGUAUGCAUUUUAGAAGAGCAUACAUGUACUAUUGGCUUUCCAUGUUUCCAUAAAUAAAUCAUCACCUUGUAUCAAAAUAAGCUUCAGGUGUUGGU